CAUCACGUGACAACCCGAUUUUUAACAAUUUCUCGAGUCUUGAGGCCUGACUCCUGAGAAGCCUUUCAGUCAUGCUUCCCCGCCAUCUCCGUAGCGUUGCAGACCAGCGUGUGCGCUCGUUGCUUGCGCACAGACAAGUAGUAGCGUUAUCCUCACUGCCUUGUUAUCCUUCUAUCAGCCAUCCUCUGUCACGACGCGCAAACACUUCCGCAUUUCGUUCCUUCCAUUCCUCAUCACAAAGGCACAACGAACUUCCGAAAUCACCCUUCCAAACAUUUGUCGACGUUCUCCGCGAUGAACUACGAAAAAACCGGGACCUUCAAGAGAAUGUCAGACAACUUCAGGGUGAUGUCGACAAGCUUCAGGAUUCGGAGGCCAUGAAACGGGCGAGGGAAGUGUAUGAGCGUGCAAGACUGACGUCCAGCAUCAAAGAGAACCCUCGGCUUAGGGCGGCGGCGGAGGAGCUCAAGAAGACGGGUAUCAAGGUGGGAGACGCAGUAUCAGAAGCUUUGAAAACGAUGGAAGAGAGCGAGAUCAUGCGCACGAUUUCGCGGGCAACGUCGUCCCUCUCAACCACCAUUGCAACCACAACCGAGCCGAUCCGUCGGACGGCUGCCUACCAAACCCUUGCAGAGACUGUCGUUGACGCUCUGGAUGAUUCUGGGUCUGCGAAGCAUGCUGGAUUCGAGGACAAGGAAGCCCGGAGACGACGUAGGCGAAAACGUCUCGAGAAGGCAGGCCUAAGCGGACGUCGACUGAUGGAGGAAAACUUAGAAGCAGGCCAAGCACUGGUCUCCGUCAAAACCUCACCCCGCACUGAGGCCUGGGAGAACUUCAAAUCCACGAACCCUGUUAUGCAACGCUUAGCCUCGCUACACGCCGCGUACGAAGAGUCGGAGUCUCCCCUCAUCACACCGGUUCGUGCUGUGACCAGUACGAUUGGCUCGUGGUUCGAGGAGAACGAAACAGCACAGGUGACACGGAUGAUCCGCGCUUUGGAUCCAAACUUUUCGAGGGAGGCGUUCGAGAGGGAGCUGAGAGAAUAUAUCAUUCCUGAAGUCGUAGAUGCGUACUUGAGCGCAGAUAGGGAGUCGCUUGUUAGGUGGUGCAGUGAAGCGACGUACAAUGUUCUUUGGGCAACUAUGGAACAAUAUCUCCGCCAGGGCCUCGUGAGUGAUAGCAAAGUGCUUGAUAUUCGGUCGGUAGAUGUCUCUGAUGGAAAGAUUCUCGACUCUUCUAUCCCUGUCUUCGUUGUGACGUUUUCGACACAAGAGGUUCUUCUCUUCCGCAACGCAGCCUCGCGUGAGAUCGUCGUGGGUGCUGAAAACCGAGUGGAACAGUGCUCAUACGCCGCAGUGAUAACGCGCGUUCGCGAGGAGUUGGCAGACGAAGUCACCGGAGGGUGGAAGGUCGUCGAGAUGGCACGCAGGUCCGCCAGGGCGUAUCUAUAGUCGUGUUAAUUGGAUACCGGACACUAACACACCACGCAUUGAUCACUGCCUUGCAUAAUUAACCACCACUCAUCUCGUCAUAUCAGUAUCUUAUUACAUCGACUAUAUAGAUUGUUUCUUCUAAACGUUGGAAUGAGUGUGAUUCACGUGACGUGGUGUUAUAUUG
Molecule: messenger RNA, 1617 nt
Organism: Suillus clintonianus
Lineage: Eukaryota; Fungi; Basidiomycota; Agaricomycetes; Boletales; Suillaceae
Exons: 7
Coding region: 72-1451 (459 amino acids)
Biological process (GO): protein import into mitochondrial matrix
Cellular component (GO): mitochondrial inner membrane
Molecular function (GO): protein-folding chaperone binding
Source: RefSeq, a predicted model, not a curated record